Molecule: messenger RNA, 1470 nt
Organism: Nerophis lumbriciformis (worm pipefish)
Lineage: Eukaryota; Metazoa; Chordata; Actinopteri; Syngnathiformes; Syngnathidae
Source: RefSeq, a predicted model, not a curated record
AUGGAAUCUCGGCCCGUCUACAGUCGCUGGUCGUACAGGCCUUCCAGCGCCGCCAGCUUCGUGUCCAGUUCUACAACGACAAGUGGAUUCGAUGACCCCAACAGCAUCAUGCAACAGAAGCUAGAAAAACAGAGGUCCUUGCUGGAGCAGAAGCAGCGGCGGAAGCGCCAGGAACCGCUAAUGGUUCAGCCCAACACGGAGGCCCGGCCCCGGCGGACCCACACGCGGCAGGAGAAAGACCAGGCGCCGCCUGUGGAUUCGCAUCUCGUCAACACCAAUGAAAUCAUCGUGGAUGGUAUUAGUGUUUCGACAGCCUACCACGGAUCCAAAUCUCCUAAAAAGGGCACAGAAGUUCAGAUUGUGUCCGUGAAUCAGUCCCAGGGCCACACUAUAGCUAAGUCUAAGGCUCGCCCUCCCCCGCCUCCCUCCCCCAAUGUGGCCGCAGGGGACGCGGCGAAGGCUGGAGACGCGGAGAUCGUGCAUCAUCCCAAGACGGACAUUCAUGAACUAUUGCGGAAACAAGGUUUGUCAGGCAGUAUGAACUUUGAUGAAUCCAGUGAGGACAAUGACGAAGAGCGGCCGGAAUCCCCGACGCCCAACGAAGAGGCCACUAGGCCCGGCUCCGCCACCAGCACCAAGGGUCCAACAGUCGCCAGCAGCUCGCCCUUAUCCAGGAGCUCGUCACACCUAGAAGUGUCCAACUUGGAGGAGUUCGUGUUACUUCCAGCUCCUCGCGGUACCACGGUUAGAUGCCGCAUCACACGUGACAACAAAGGCAUGGACCGCAACUUCUACCCCACCUACUACAUGCACAUGGAGAAGGAGGACGGCAAAAAGGUCUUCUUGUUGGCAGGGAGGAAGAGGAAGUAUAGCAAGACAGCCCACUACCUCAUUUCAGUAGACCCCACCGAUCUCUCACGAGAGGGCGAGAGCUUCAUUGGCAAACUGAGGUCCAAUCUUUUCGGCACUAAAUUCACCGUGUACAACAACGGCGCCAACCCUUUCAAGAACCAACCCGCCACGGAGGGCAGCAGCACUCGACAGGAGCUUGCUGCCAUCCACUAUGAAACCAACUUAAUGGGGAUCAAGGGCCCGCGCAAGAUGACAGUUAUCAUACCGGGAAUGGGUGACAACUUUGAGCGAGUGCCCGUGUGCCCCCACAAUGAGCAGGAGAGCCUGCUGAGCCGCUGGGAGAGUCACUCCAUGGACAGCCUGAUCGAGCUUCACAACAAGGCGCCGGCGUGGAACGACGACACGCAGUCCUACGUGCUCAACUUCUACGGACGCGUCACUCACGCCUCCGUCAAGAACUUCCAGAUCGUCCACGACGACGACCCCGAUUAUAUCGUGAUGCAGUCUGGCCGAGUGGCAGAGGACAUCUUCACGCUGGACUACAACUACCCCAUGUGCGCCCUGCAGGCUUUCGCCAUCUGUUUAUCCAGCUUCGACCACAAAAUGGCCUGCGGAUGA